Molecule: messenger RNA, 2472 nt
Organism: Vicia villosa (hairy vetch)
Lineage: Eukaryota; Viridiplantae; Streptophyta; Magnoliopsida; Fabales; Fabaceae
Product: cysteine-rich receptor-like protein kinase 2
Exons: 8
Coding region: 124-2073 (649 amino acids)
Biological process (GO): protein phosphorylation
Molecular function (GO): protein kinase activity; ATP binding
Source: RefSeq, a predicted model, not a curated record
UGGACUCUUCCCAUUUCUGUAUCUAUAAGGCAAACGACAUGCUCCUAUCUACAAGACAUUGGCUGUCUCAUCUCUCUCAUAUUAGAAACAAAUAUACCUUAAAAAAAGCUAAAACUAUUACGGAUGAUGCUGCAAGUUAAGCUAGUCUUCACAACGUUGGUGUGUUGGAACAUAAUAACUAGUUAUAACUGUGUAGUUGGAGAUUCACAAACAAGUAUAGUACUAAACAGUGGUUGCAGCACAUAUAACGCAUCAAAUUUACAUAGCUUCUACGCGAACAUUAAUGGAACAUUUUCAGAUUUGAGAAAUGAAAUUAGCAAUGGCAGCAAACACUUUGCAACAGCACAAGAAGCAAGAGGAGAUGUGAUGACAUAUUCUCUCUUUCAAUGCAGAAAUUACCUCUCCAAAAAGGAUUGUGUUGCUUGCUUCAAUACUUCUUCUACUAAAAUUCGUGACUGCUCAGCUUCCAAUGGUGCAAAACUCAUCUAUGAUGGGUGUUUCCUAAGGUACGACAGUGAAAGGUUCUACGAUCAAACAAAUCAACCUGGAGGUGGUAUAUUAUGUGGGAACAAGACUGCAAAGGAAGGUGCUUCUUUUGGAACAAUUGGACUAAAAGUGCUAAUGGAUCUCCAAUUAGCAACACCAAAAAUUAAAGGCUUUUUUGCAGCUACUAAGACAGUAGUGAAUCCUGGCAGUGGUAGCAAUAGUUCAAUUUAUGCCAUUGCACAGUGUGUUGAAACUGCCACAGAAAGUUCGUGUCUUGAUUGCAUGACCGUUGGAUACAACAGCUUGCAAACUUGUCUUCCUAAUACAGAUGGUAGAGCAUAUGAUGCAGGGUGUUUUAUGAGAUACUCAGAUACACCCUUUUUUGCUGAUAAUCAAGCUAUUGAUAUCACAACCUAUUUAAAUCAAGGUGGUUCAAGCAACAAAUGGGCCAUUAUAGGUGGCGUUGUUGGCGGUGUAGGUCUUGUUGCGAUCAUUCUUGCAAUUUUAGCUUGGCAACGAUACAGAAAACCUAAGAGAGCUCCUAGAGGCAACAUAUUGGGAACAACCAAGUUGAAAGGUCCAAUUAAAUACAAGUAUAAUGAUUUGAAAGCUGCAACAAAAAACUUCAGCGAAGAAAAUAAACUGGGAGAAGGAGGGUUUAGUAAAGUAUACAAGGGUACUCUAAAAAAUGGAAAUGUUGUGGCAGUCAAGAAACUGGUUUUGGGAAAAUCCAGCAAGAUAGACAAUGAUUUUGGAAGUGAAGUAAGGCUUAUAAUAAGCAAUGUUGAUCAUAGGAAUCUUGUUGGACUUCUUGGUUGUUGCAGUAAAAAACAAGAGAAAAUCCUUGUUUAUGAAUACAUGGCAAACAGUAGCCUGGACAAAUUCUUAUUUGGUGAAAAACAAGGCUCCCUCAAUUGGAAACAAAGGUGUGAUAUAAUUUUAGGCACAGCAAGAGGACUGGCCUACCUACAUGAGGAAUUCCACAUUCCCAUUAUACAUAGAGAUAUAAAGAGUAGCAACAUCCUCCUUGAUGAUAAUCUUCACCCCAAAAUUGCUGAUUUUGGAUUGGCGCGGCUUCUGUCGGGGAAUCGAUCUCUAAGAACAGGAGUUGCAGGAACAUUGGGAUACACAGCACCUGAGUAUGCAAUUCAUGGUCAAUUAUCAGAAAAGGCUGAUACCUACAGCUAUGGUAUUGUAGUCCUAGAAAUCAUAAGCGGUCAAAAGAGUACAAAAGUAAAGGAAGAUGAUGAUGGUGAUUACCUUCUUCAAAAGUCAUGGAAACUGUAUGAGAGAGGCAGGCAAUUGGAGCUCGUGGACAAGACCUUAGACCCUAGUGACUAUGAUGGAGAAGAAGUGAAGAAAACGAUAGAGAUUGCUUUACUAUGCACUCAAACAUCAGCAGGAAUGAGACCAACAAUGUCUGAAGUAGUAGUCCUCCUCCAAACCAAGAGUUUAGUGGAGCACCUACAACCAACUAUGCCUAUGUUUAUAGAUACGAAUCUUAAGUAUAGUGAAGGAUACUCAACCUCAACUGGUUCUUCUACAUCUAAUGCUACCGCUUCCUUUUCAAUUUUAUCAGCUCGAUGAUUAUAUGCUGCAGUAAAGGGAAUUGAACCAAAAAGGUAACAAAAUAAACCAGAUGGGGAUUACUCUUCAUUGAUUGUUCACCAAUCAUACAGGUAGAAAAUAUAAUGGGAAAUAGUGACUAAUGAGGUGUUCGAUUUCAACAAUAGAAUUAAGAAAUAGUAUUAUACAUUAGACAGAUAAAAAGGUGCAGCUGUGUUUGUUAUGAACUUAUUGUGAGCUAGUUAGUUUGUUACAAAGGAGUUUUCCUUAUUUAUUUUUCUUGUAAUAUAAAUACAAAAUGUAUCUCUUCACUAGGAGAGAGAAUAUCUCAUAACCAAAAGCAACACUUUCAUCAAAGUGCUUGCAUGCCCAGCAUAGUGCUUGCAUGCUCAGCAUAUUACAAGUCCUUCAAAUUCAACA